AUGGCGGUGCAGAUUGGACAACGGCCCGAUGUGUGGUUCCAUUUUGUAGCGCGGACCGUUCCCGUCAGAGUGGAAGGCUUGUCGAUGCUUGUGUCCGACUCUGAGUGCUAUCUGGUCAGGAGGAUGGGAAUCACAGACGCUGCUCUCGAGUCCGCCUUUUCGACAAGUUUAGCACACGAUUCACCGAUCUACCUCUGGGCAGCCAAUACACCCUAUGUUGCUGCCUACCUUUUGCACCAACUGGCUGUAUGUCUCAAGGACAGGAAGAGGCAACCCGACGUCAUACAACAACGGGUAGGGCUGAUGUACCCCACAGUUGCGUCUCUUGUUAUCUUUGAGUUCCAGUUCCGCGGUACGUACAUUGACAUCUACAGGCGUGCGCGUAUUGGCUGUCCCGAAGCAACCACCAGUAUCAAUGACCACAUUGGGACACCGCUUCCCUUGUUCCCGCUGACAACAGCGCAAAUCUCAUUUUUAGAGCCUCAAGCUCCCCUGUUCCCCAGUCCCGUCAGCAAAGCGGAAAAAAGGUACUUGUUUGUCAGCUCUAAAUACAGCUCUCCCCCGCGGAAAUCCCCCGCAAACCACUAAUCGCACAAAAAAAGAUAGUACAAAGUGUUUAGGAAAAUGGUCGCGCGCUAUCUUUAGCAGAAGGUAAGCGGGUGGUGACUAAGUCUGUUGCCUCCCCUUGCAUACAUAUGUAGUGUCC
This is a messenger RNA of Bipolaris maydis ATCC 48331, 706 nucleotides long. RefSeq lists its product as uncharacterized. The record is from RefSeq and is a predicted model, not a curated record. NCBI's taxonomy places the organism in Eukaryota, Fungi, Ascomycota, Dothideomycetes, Pleosporales, Pleosporaceae.